CUGGUGCGUCUUAGCUUUAUUUUAGCUGCAUCUCGUUUCUGAAACUGUGUUUAUUCCGCCGGUCGCGUUAGUUACAUGCCGUGCUAAAAUGGGGCUGCUUUAAUCGCUAACAAGCUGCCAACCCGUCAAUUUAUACCAACUGGUAGUUCAUGCACAGCCGUGUUGCAAUAAAGUUACAGCUAAGUUAAAUAUCACUGCUGUGGACAGUUUUAUACAUCAUUAGUGGGAGAUCUUUCACGAUCAAAGCAGUGUGAACCUGUCUGUAACUUCUAAAUGCGUUGUAAUCUCUAGAGCUUUAAUUUUAGACUCACACGCAGCUCUUGUAUGUUGUUAGCAUCUCCCACUGUCAGUAAUGAGAUGUUGGAAAGCAAGUUCUGAAAUCCACGUUUAAAAACGAAACUUUGAGGGUGACUGAUAUGGAGUAGGAUUUCAGAAAGCUAAAAACAAAGUCAGUAAUGAAUUUAAACGUGAACGAACCAUUUUCGUCCUCAAUCUCUGCUGGAUAUAUCCGUGUGUUGAAGGGAAUUAACAUAAGGAAUGUCGUUGAUCAAGUGGGAGGAGGAGGAUGAAUCAGAGGUGGAAGGUUGACGACUCCGUCUCCAAGUGUGGCUACCAGAUAAGACCAGUCAACAGCGCUGCCUUUAACUCGCUCGAAGCCCCUUCUGUCAAAAAGGAAGACGACGAGCUGGGAAAGUUCGUGGACUUGGACUUUAUUCUGUCCAAUACGAUGGGUUCGGAGGCCAGGAGCGCAGGGGGUCACCAUUCCACAUACCCUCUCCCGGAGACCCCGGAAAGCUGCAGCACUGUGUAUGACAGCGACGGGCCGUACCCUCCAUCCGCUAACUACGGCAGUCAGAACUUUGCGGGCAGCCCUAACCAAAGCUUAGUGGCCGAGUUACUCACCCCGGACCUGCCCAGCAGCUUCCCUGGUGCCUGUGAGCUCGGCCAGGACUUCAGCAUCAAAGCUGCCAUGGAGAGCACGGAGUACACGGAGCUGAGAUCGCCCAGCAUGGGACACUCUCUCCCCAGGGCCAUGCCAAUGGAUCAUGUUCAGCAUAUGACACCGAAAAUCAAGAGGGAAUCUCAGUCCGGCCAGUCCUGUAUGUUGGCCGCCUCUCCCUCGGAAUGCAUGGGUCCAAUGAUGGAGCAGAAACCCAGCCUGACUGCGACACGCCACCAGCCAAUGAGCCGCCACGCCUUCGGGCAUCAGCGGGUGGUAUCGGGCCAAAUGAUGCCCAGCAAGGACUGCCAGGCAGCGCCGGACCUGCAUCGCCGCCCGCACCUCUCAGUAGCCCAGCAUUACCAGCUCGCCUACCCGCAGCCCCACUAUGGCCAACACAGCCAGAGCCACUUCCACGGACAGUUCAAUGUCUACCGAGACCCUCUGAAGGGACACCCGGGCAUACACGGGAGGAUGCUGACUCCCCCGUCGUCCCCUCUCCUCGACUUCUUCCCCGCCGUGGGGGCCCCCGAUGACAGCAAACCCAAGAGAGGCCGCCGUUCCUGGGCCAGGAAACGAACGGCCACCCACAACUGCGAGUUUCCCGGCUGCGGCAAAAUGUACACCAAGAGCUCCCAUCUGAAGGCACACAUGAGGACUCACACAGGUGAAAAGCCUUAUCAUUGCAACUGGGAAGGUUGUGGCUGGAAAUUCGCCCGAUCCGACGAAUUAACUCGCCAUUAUCGCAAACACACCGGUCACCGACCCUUCCAGUGCCAUCUCUGUGAGAGGGCGUUCUCCAGGUCUGACCACCUCGCCUUACACAUGAAGCGCCACAUGUAAACCGCGAGGACCGAACUCGGACGCAAUAUUUAUACGGAUCAAAUUAUUUACAGUUUUUUUCAUACUGGGUAAUGACUAAUUUAUGUAUAUAAAGGAACGUUUUAAAAGAAAAAAAGCACUAAAUUAUUACUCAGUAUUUAAAGCGAGAGAAACUCACCCUGCUAUGUCUUCCAGAGAAGAAAAAAGUAUUACAACUGAAGACGAGAAACUCAGCUGGAGGGGAAUUGGGUGGGGGAGCCUUUAUUCUGAAGAAACAGGGCCGGACCCGGUUGUACAUUAAAUGUAUAUAUAGCAUAUAUUGUUUUGGUUAAAGCUGAAUUCGCAAGAAGAACUACAUAAAAUAAAGUUAUACUUAAAAUCCAACCUGUUAUGUUAAAAAUCGCUUGUACAAGAGCAUAUUUGCUUUAGGAACGCUCACUUAACAGGAGACAAGCUAAAUGAAAACACACCAGUUUAUUUGGAAGUGGAGGGCGUUGGUUUUAACUGGCACGAAGGUUUUCAUAACAAAACAGACCAGGUACUGCCUUGGAUGAAGUUGUUAAUCUCUUUUUUUUCUUCCUAUCUUAUUUGUGUUUGUUUAGUUUGCAUUGUACAAAGAACGCAGCAGCUCUUUUUUUAAAAAAAAGAUAUACUUGAAAAAUGUUCUAUUGUAAAUAUAGUCAGAAAAAAAGUUCUCAAAAAGUAACUCACUUCAUUGUCUCGACAUAAACUGAAGAGAACAUGUUCUAUGCAGAUGGUGUUGAAAGAAGUGUUCAGAAGUGCAAUAUUAGUUUUGUUUCCUUUUAUAAUCGGGGUUCUAUUGUUGACACCGAAUUAUCUAAAACACUGGAACUAACUGCUGUUUUAUUGAUGGAAGGUUUUCGGUGAUCUAAUGGCAGUGUUUAAGACACCAUCACCCAAAACCUCCAAUGCAUUCAUUGUAUUCGUGUUUUGAUUUUAUAUAUAUAUAUAUAUAUAUAAU
Stegostoma tigrinum is the source of this 2744-nucleotide messenger RNA. It is a transcript of the gene klf17, whose product is annotated as Kruppel like factor 17. The record is from RefSeq and is a predicted model, not a curated record. The transcript is spliced from 3 exons. Bases 566 to 1783 code for a protein of 405 amino acids. Gene Ontology annotation, biological process: regulation of transcription by RNA polymerase II. Gene Ontology annotation, molecular function: DNA-binding transcription factor activity, RNA polymerase II-specific; RNA polymerase II cis-regulatory region sequence-specific DNA binding. NCBI's taxonomy places the organism in Eukaryota, Metazoa, Chordata, Chondrichthyes, Orectolobiformes, Stegostomatidae.